Molecule: messenger RNA, 1577 nt
Organism: Microstroma glucosiphilum
Lineage: Eukaryota; Fungi; Basidiomycota; Exobasidiomycetes; Microstromatales; Microstromataceae
Exons: 2
Coding region: 109-1440 (443 amino acids)
Biological process (GO): transcription initiation at RNA polymerase II promoter; transcription open complex formation at RNA polymerase II promoter
Cellular component (GO): transcription factor TFIIE complex
Source: RefSeq, a predicted model, not a curated record
AUACCAUUGCCUCUGUGGUACCGCAUCGGUCUUCAAUCAUGCUACUGGUCUGCUACUCCUUCGGUGCCUACUCUCCGUCACCACUGGCUUAAUCCCCUCGCCAGCAAGAUGUCUUCCUCUGGCCCUCUGCGGGCACAGAAGCCAAGCGACACCGAACUCAUCUCGCGACUCUAUCGCCAGGUGCUCCGCGCAUUCUACGACGACAAAUUCAUCGUCCUCCUAGAACAGCUGUUGCGCUUCACCAUCCUGCCGCAGGAUGUGCUGGCCGCUCGUUUGGGCAUCCACUCCAAGGACCUACAGGUCUUGGCCCUGAGACUCGUCGACGACAAGAUGCUCUGUUGCUUCAAGAGGAGCGAGAAGAGAGAAGAGCCAGAAGGCGAUAGUGCUCGACGAUUCUUCAAGGGGGGCAGCGAUCGCAAUGGUGAGCGCAAGCACUUCCCAAGAAGCUACUACUAUCUUCAUCCACCUCUCUUCCUGGCAUCUCUCAAGUACCGUCUGCAUCACAUGCGACUGCAUCUCGACUCGACUCUGUCCGCGGCCUCCGGCUACACUGCCUCUUUCGUGUGCCCACGGUGUUCCUACUCGUAUUCGACGCUGGAUGUCGCUCAUCUCCUCGAUUUUUCUACGAAUUCACUGCGGUGCGAGCGUCCGGGUUGCGGGGCCGAACUGGCGGAAGACGACGAAGGAGGCGAAGAAGAUCGCAAAGGCAAGGAACGCAUGAGGAGAUUCAAUGAACAAUGCUCUACCUUUGUGCGAGGUCUAGAAGCACUCGAAGGCGUCAGGAUUGAGGUCAUCGAUCCAGCCGACUUCUUGUCUGACACGGCCAACUACACUUGGACCAAGCUGGACAAGUAUACCGACAAUUCGUCAACCAAGGGUGAAGCCUUCCCUGACUAUAACUCCUUGCCCAACGCAAAGGGCACCAGAGGAGAGUAUGUGGCCCCCAAGAUCUCCUUGGCUGAUGAAAAUUCGGAAGAAGCUGCAAGAAGAAUCAAGGAGGAGGAAGGUGAGAGGCAGAGAAAAGAGAAUGCCAUUCCAGAAUGGCUCGGCAAGAGUACUGUCAGCGGAGAGGAGACUGCUCUCGGUGCAAGAGAACGACGCGAGAGGGAAGGGAGGGAAGACGGUGAAUCUAUCGGCUACAACGGCGCAACGCAGAACAUACCCGAAGGAGACGACGAAGACGACUACUACAAGAUGUACGAAGCAAUGCAACAGCAGGCACAGGCUCAAACUGCAGUCGCGAGCUCAGCCUCAACUCCGUCGACAAGUGUCACUAGCAAGCGUCUUCGCUCCGAUUCUCCAGUCAAGCCGGACAUCGUCAAGACUGCCAGUGCUUCACCAGAGACGAAGAAGAUCAAACGAGCCGAAGAAUCUACUACCGUUGCAAUAGACGAUGACGACGAGGAUGAAGAUGACGAGGAUUUCGAAGAGGUCGUCUGACCUUAUCAUCACCGAUUGGUCAGGAACAAGACUCCGUCAGCCUAUAUAGUAUGUACUUGUACUGUCACCUUCACGAUUCAAAACCUGUUAUUACCAGUACAGUAGGGUCGUCGGUCCUGCGACUCGAUUCGGGAGCG